Molecule: messenger RNA, 878 nt
Organism: Telopea speciosissima
Lineage: Eukaryota; Viridiplantae; Streptophyta; Magnoliopsida; Proteales; Proteaceae
Product: SUMO-conjugating enzyme SCE1-like
Exons: 5
Coding region: 96-578 (160 amino acids)
Biological process (GO): protein sumoylation
Cellular component (GO): nucleus
Molecular function (GO): SUMO conjugating enzyme activity
Source: RefSeq, a predicted model, not a curated record
CGACUGUCGAUGGUAGAGUGAACAGAGGAAGCGACGACGAGAAGAAAGUGCGAGAGAGAGAAGAAGAAGAAGAAGAAGCUGCGAAGGAAGUGAUUAUGUCAGGAGGGAUCGCUCGUGGUCGUCUUGCGGAGGAGAGGAAAGCGUGGCGUAAGAAUCAUCCUCAUGGCUUCGUUGCUAAGCCAGAGACUUUGACGGAUGGGUCUGUGAACUUGAUGGUCUGGCAUUGUACCAUCCCUGGUAAGACUGGGACUGACUGGGAAGGUGGUUACUUUCCAAUUGCUCUCCACUUCAGUGAGGACUACCCUAGCAAGCCACCCAAGUGCAAGUUCCCUCAGGGUUUCUUCCACCCUAAUGUUUACCCUUCUGGAACUGUUUGUUUAUCGAUUCUCAAUGAGGAUAGUGGUUGGAGACCAGCUAUCACGGUGAAGCAAAUUCUUGUUGGCAUACAGGAUUUGCUGGACCAGCCAAACCCUACUGAUCCUGCCCAGACAGAUGGAUAUCACCUCUUCAUCCAGGAGCCAGUGGAGUACAAGAGAAGGGUUAGACAACAAGCUAAGCAAUACCCACCUCUUGUCUAAUGCCAUACCUGACCUCCUGUUGUGGAAAUCAUUGUUGCAUUUGCCAGUUGCUCUUUGUGUAGUAUGUGUAGGCUGCAUGGUAGAUUCUUGUCUGGUAUGGAAGAACUUUAGUUUGUAAUGAAUGGUCUUAAUAUGACAAUAUACGAAUUUGAAUACCAGAAGUACUUAAUUAAUAUUUUCAGCGGUAAGGACACUUUAUGCCUUGUUAUUCAAGAUUUUCAUGCUUUAAUUAUCGCUUGUAAGAUUCCCUUAUUAUCUUAUUUUUCUCAUUUUGGACAAAGAAUGAGAAAACAUACUGGU